AUGCCAGUCGAGAAUGCUGAGAAAGAGUUUGAGCCGCCUCGUGAGCAGGCGUCAGCAGCCACUUUUGACACGAAUUCUUAUAAUCGGACGGCAGAACCUCCUGUAGAGGAACCAGAUCGCCCAAACACGCCAAACGUCGUUUUACAUGAAGAUGAAGACGGCCACUUUGAGGUUGUUGCAAGUGGUGAAGAAGCUAUUAAGAAGUAUAAUGAUCGUUUUAAGGAAAAAGCACAUCGUAUACCUGCCCGACCUGAUGGAAAAGUUGAGCUAACACAUGAAAUGGCCCACGAAGUUACAGGAUUUGCGUUUCCAGCAUGGAAGAAAUGGUAUAUCCUGUGUGUUGUGUUUCUUGUCCAAGUCAGUAUGAACUUCAAUACGUCCAUUUAUCCGAAUGCGACUGCACUCAUUCCUGAGGAUAAAGACAGGUUCGGAGGCGUUAGUCCACAGGGUGCACGCGCAAGUCAGAUGAUCUUCCUGAUUGCGUACGCGUUUGGCUCAGAACUCUGGGCUCCAUGGAGUGAAGAACUUGGACGGUGGCCCGUCAUGCAACUUUCCCUGUUUCUGGUCAAUAUUACACAAAUUUGGUGUCGAUUUUCGCAAAAUUAUGAUUCCCUUCUUGCUGCUCGUUUCUUCGGUGGGUUGUGCACGGCGGGGGGAAGUGUCACGCUAGGUAUGGUAGCGGAUCUUUAUGAUUCGGACGACCAUCAAUAUGCUAUUGCAUUUAUUGUUCUGUCGUCAGUGAUCGGUACAUCAAUUGGACCGGUCAUUGGUGGAUUGAUGCAAGGCUUUAUGAGCGAUCCUGUUCAUUGCCUCAAUUGGAUUAUUUGGUUGAUGCUGAUCUUCGGUGGUUUUACUCAGCUCGUGCAUGCGCUGACUGUCCCAGAGACGCUUUCAUUUAUCCUGAUUGAUCGUGAAGCUAGGCGGAGACGAAAGGCCAGGCAAGAGCAACUGAACGGCACUUUGAGUCAGAACAAAAAGCGCGGGAUCAGUUUUCAAAGUUUCGAAGAAUUUUGGCUUUCACUCCAUCCUGUGUAUGAUUGGUUUUCUUCGAGGCCGGAACGUACUCCACAACCCGGUGAUGAGAACAUUUACGGUCCAAAUGAGCUGAAAGAGAAUCGGUUUAGUGCUAAAGAAGUUGCAAAGCUUUGGUUCCGUCCCUUCCAUAUGAUUGCAACUGAACCUAUUGUAUUGUUUCUCUCUUUGCUCAGUGGAUUUUCUGAUGCACUCAUCUUCACGUUUGAAAUGUCGUUUGAUUAUGUGUUCAAAGACGGUUGGGGCUUCAAGCCUUGGGCUGUCGGGCUGGCAUUUAUUUCAAUCAAUGUUGGAUAUAUCAUUGCAUUCUUUUCCUUCUUCCCGACUAUUAUGAGUCAAAGACGUGCACGCAGAAUAGACCCUGAUUGCCUUUACCCAGAAGUGCGUUUAUGGUGGCUUCUUUGGCUUGCACCACUGGAACCCAUUGGUUUGUUCGGGUUUGCAUGGUGUUCUUACGGUGAGCCACAAGUUCACUGGAUUGCGCCAUUAAUAUUCGCUGUCCUUAUCGCUAUUGCUAAUUACGCCAUUUACAUGGCCACCAUUGACUAUAUGGUUGAAGCAUACGGAGAAUACUCUGCUUCCGCUACCGGUGGUAAUGCGUUGGCUCGUGAUUUACUCGCAGGUAUUUCAGCCAUGUAUGCUGUGCCAAUGUAUGAAAAGAUUUCGCCCAGUCUGUCUUAUCAAUGGGCAAGUACGUUUCUUGGAUUUGUUUCUAUUGUGGUUAUCAUUCCUAUCUACGUCUUUUAUUGGAAGGGACCACAGAUACGUGAGCGCUCUCCCUUCUCUUUGGAAAUUCUCAAACGAAGGAAAGAGGAGCGUCUCCGUGCGAAAGGCGAAAUGGAAGAAGACUCGGACGCAAACCAAAAGCCUGGAGAAAAGACUGGUGCUUCCUUGGCUUGA
This is a messenger RNA of Malassezia globosa CBS 7966, 1932 nucleotides long. RefSeq lists its product as uncharacterized. The coding region runs from base 1 to 1932 and encodes 643 amino acids. Lineage: Eukaryota; Fungi; Basidiomycota; Malasseziomycetes; Malasseziales; Malasseziaceae. Gene Ontology annotation, biological process: transmembrane transport. Gene Ontology annotation, cellular component: plasma membrane. Gene Ontology annotation, molecular function: transmembrane transporter activity. The record is from RefSeq and is a predicted model, not a curated record. The transcript has a single exon.